GUUUGUUGUCGAUAUUUCCCUGUAUUUUCCGAUUUUCCAAUAAUGUGAUAAGAUCCCCACUGAAGUUGUUUCUUCAUGCCUACUGGUCACGUAUAAAACUAUCUUAAUAAGGUACUUGAAGACUUUCUUCUGCAGCCAUACCCACUUGCGCUCUCGAUAGGGUUACGGUCAUGUUACAGUGUAACACUCAGUGAGAUGUGGUAGUGACUGGCGACAUUCUCUUUGUGUUAGUUUGUUAUUUCUGUGAUUGUGCCGCUUAAUUUUACCUUUUGGAUAUAACGCACCAGAGAAAAUGAAUUUAAAAUACCUUCAACUAGCAAUAACGACCCAACUAGUUUACAUAGUUGCGUCACAAAAUGAUAGAUCUUACGACACCAACGAUUGGAUACCUGUGACUCAGAAGGCGUCGGCUGAGGAGACGACACAGAAAAAGGCGACAGCCCGAGUACUCAACCUUGACUCGCCGUCCCAAAAGUUUUUUCCCGAUGAUUAUAUCUAUAAGAAAAGUAGGCCCAACUUUCAGUCAAGGCCUAAGCAUAAGGAUCGGUACAAUGUGCCCAAAUAUGAAAACACCUACAAAUUCGAGUUACCUCCAACACUCCCACAAAACGGUGGUCCGAAGUUCCAGUAUUAUCCAAAACAAGAGGUACAGCUCCCAAAUUAUCAACAACCUCCUACAGUAAAUGUAUACCGAGCUCCUUCACUGCAGCAGUAUGUCCCAAAUGCUCAAGCUGUUGUACGAGAGAGAUUGCCUUUACCAAAUAUACAGAGUAAUUAUGGACAAUAUAACGUCCCGAUUAAUAGUACUAAUUUUUAUCAAACAAUCAAUCCAUAUUCCAUAAAUCAGGAGUUAAUAGGAAAUAUCCAAAUCCAAAACACAAAUGGAGCCAAUCCAGUUUUUUAUCAAGUUCCAAGCAAGACAGUGGGAAACCAAGAGAAUAAAGUGAUAUAUCAAAACCCAAGUGACAUUAUUGGAACCCAGAAUGCUCAAAAUGUGUAUUUAAAUCAAAAUGGAGGUAUACCAAAUCAACCAGUUUCCGCUAACAUAGAAAAUUCUGGUGUACCUACAGAAAAAAAUGAUGGAGCUAAGGAAUCCGUACAGUUGGUGUAUGUUCCACUGGAAAACUUGAAAGAUGGUCAACCUGUUCCUCAGGAUACUCAGACAGUUUAUAGACAGAUCGAAUCUCCCAGAUAUGAAAAUCUACUCGAUAAACAACACCGCCUCGCUGCUAUUGAACAAGAUUUUAUACAACAAGCACUGCAGGCAACGAAACUACAGGAACAAAUUCAACUUGGAGAUCCCCUCCUACUUCAAGUGUCAACAACACCCAAAUCAAUUAAAAAGAGAAAGCCUCAUCAGCCUCCGCUAGCAGUGUACGUAGAGGGUGAAAAACAGCAAGUGGAAAUAUCCGACGUGCUUGAAGCAUUAAAAAGUGCCAAAUCAAUUGCAGUUCAAGAUACUAUUCAACCGAACUCUCCAGAAAUAUUCAUUGGGCCUUCAACACUAGAAGCACCAGAUUAUUCAAAAUUUCCUCUUCCAUAUCUUAACAACAUUGACGGUAACAGAAUUAACAAAAAUAUUGAAUCGCUACCAUUUUUUGUGGCACCUUUAAGCUUUAAAACACCUCCAGGAUUUUCAAAAAUUCCACUCCCUGCACCUCAUGUUGGCUCCGUAGUAAUUGCUGUCAAAGAUGAUUUGCAUGAUAAAAGAUCUACUGUAAGACCCAGUCAUCUUAACAACAUAAAUAUACAGCAGCAAAUUAAAAAUAAUCCAACUACCGCCAAACCUUCUUAUAACACUUUAAGCCCACAACCUUAUCUUGCACAAACUUACUACAAUUCAGAAUCAUUUACUCCUUCUCCUCAACCACAACUACUUCAAUUUUCAGUAAAUGAUCAAAACAAGGCGUAUGAUUUUACUGGUGCUAACUACAAUCAGCAGAUUUCAAAUGAAUACAGUCAACCUCAAAAGCCACACGUUAAUGUUAAAGGUUCUGAUGUAUCAUCUAAAGAAAAGAAUACGGUACCUUCAUUCCAAUAUUCUUAUAUAGACGAAAUAGCAACAGGUACAACACCAAAAACUAAUCAAAAUAAUCUAAAUGCCUAUAACGUAAAAAUUCCAGAUCCUAUCAAGUAUGAUAUACCUAGUAGGCAAGUAGUUAAUCAAGAACAAUACAUUCAAGAAGACAAAAUCCCAACAUAUUUGCCCUCAUAUAAUGAACAGUAUUCUAACAAUAGGGACAAUAAAAAAGCAACAGAACUCCCAGUUCAAUACGAACCAAUUUCAACUACUUUUGACAUAAAUCAACAAAGAACGCAAGAACAGAUUGUCAAUAUUAAACCUAAAGCAGAAAUACAUAAUUUGUCACCAACUAGAGAUGGUGUUAACAAUUAUUCCGAAGAACAACAACCUAAGCCUCACCUACCAGAUGUAAAUCCAUUGGAACUUGCAAUAAACGAAUUUGAAUUACACCAAAUAAAUACACAGUUAGAGGAAAAACCAAGAGUUAAAAACCAAAAUACUUACAAAACUCGUCCUGCACAAAAUAUAAAUGGCGACAAUGACUAUAAAUUUGACCCAGAACUUCAUAGAUUCUCAAGUACCCCGGCAACAAUAUUAAGAGACAGCUAUGUUGAAACUACUGUAAGGCCAACAAAGACACGAGGUCGAGUUAGAACUCGUCCACCAACAACAACUACUACCACUUUAGCACCAGAAGAAGAACAAUAUACUGUACUAGAAGACUUCGAUGUAAGGGAAAAACCUACAUCUCGAUUUUCAACACCAUCAAGCGUUCGAUACAUUGCACAAACCAAACACGUUGAACCAAAUCCAACACCUGCUCAAAAUCAACAAUAUUCAUCUGGUUCAGUUAGCGAAAUCGAAAACAUACCAUCCAAUGUUUAUAGUUUAAACACAAAACAAAAUGUAUACACUGAAGCCCCUGAUAAAGAAUAUACUUAUACAUUAAACCAACAAUUAAUGGAUCAGCAAAUUUUGCAAGUUGAUUCUAAAGAGUCUAUUCCCAAGUAUGAACAGCAAGGACAGUUUGAGGUAGAUCCACAUUCCCAUCAAUAUUCAAUACCAACAAAUGGUGACUAUAUCAAACAGCAACAAUAUAAUGAGCAGAAAGAGUAUAAUAACAAGCAGCGAUAUAAUGAAGACAAAGAGUACAACACCCAACCACAAUAUACUGAAGGGCAGACCUAUAAUAAACAAGAACAAUACACUCAGGAUGUUGACGAAAGUAAAGAACAUCAACAGGAAUACACCAAUCCACUGGAAGACCCGUCAGUGCGAUCAUUACUUAUUCCUAACUUAUUAGUUCCCACUACAACCAACAAUGCUUACACCGGCCCUUCGUAUUUACCAACCACUGAAAGAAUAAUCGUAAGCACCGUAGCAACUACUGAAAGACCUAUUGAAACGACUACCACUAGCCGCGUGCGUAGUCGGACUAGAGGAGGAAAUAAAUACAGCGAAAGUAGUACUACUAGAAGACCAUCGUCAAGACGGCGUCCAACGCAGUAUUCGAGAGUAACUACAGAACGAACAAGGCACACUCCUGAUGUUGAAUAUAGCACAAGAAGUACCAGUACUAAACAGAGGUUUAGAACACGAGGACGUACCACCCCAAACUCAAUUACUGAGAGGUUAAUAACUACUGAAAACGAGAUUCAUGAAGCCCCAAGCUCUGAGGCGUCCGUAAAUAUCCGCACCCAUCCAGAUGGAUCUGAAUCCUACAUGCAGUAUGAUCAAACAGUAAAUCAAAGAGAAGAAAAGCCAAUUAUUGAUGAGGAAUAUUCCAAAGUUCUAGUUACUUCUGGUCGGCCAAUUAUACAGUAUGAAAACACAGCUUCUACAUCAAAACCUAUAUUAAACGUUCAAGUCACCCAUCCUGUUGAGACUUAUCAACAGUAUGAAGAAGAAGAUAUUCCCAAAGUAAAAGUUCGUGGAAGAAUAAGAGAUAGGCCCAGAGUUACAUCAACUACAACAGAAAAAGUUGUAACAAGGCGAUUAACUACUUCUAGGCCGGUAGUAAAGGAAGAAGAGGAAGAAUUUUAUGGAUUUUUCCAGCAACCAGACUUUGGGCCCCCACCAGAGAGUAAAGUCGAAGUAACUACAAUAGCACCUCCACCAAGAAUAUAUACAUACCAGACGCCCAGUCAACACAGAGAAGACUACCAAGUACCUCUAAGCAGUAUUAAUACUGAUACUUCAACUGUUCGAUUUGUAGGGGAAAUUGUGCCGAAAUAUACAACCAGUAAGGAAGUUCAAACAGAAACGGAAACUCCGAAGCCCAGAAUUAGAAGUAGAACAAGAACAUCACAGCGUAAACCAACAUACAACCAAGAUUACCUAGAUAAAACAACAAAACGCAGUAGUGUUAUUAGAUCAAGAGGAAAAACUCAUUAUCGACUACCAGAAAAUCUAAAGAAACCAAAAGAUGAAGAAGCUGAUGUAGAAGGUGGAAAUUACCCAACUCCUUUUCUUCAAGGAAGAAGGGGGGUUACAACACCAAGUCCCGGAUUUCAAAUAACUGUUGCACCUGAUGAUGACAUCGAUGACGAUCAGUCACCACACUCAUCCAUUCAUCGACCAAAUAUUGUUGCUUCGCCAGAAGAAUGGCAUGAUGCAUCAAUAGAUCAUGUUAGUGACGAUAAAACCAAAGGAAACUUAAUUGACACUCCACAGGAAGAACCAGUACAGCUGUUUGAAAAUCAAAACCUUUCCUCUGACCAACCUUUUGCUUUACCAGUUAAAUCAUCUUUAGAAGAAACAACUACUGAUAAGAGUGACGAGCAAUUUAGGAAGACAACACAAAAGAUCGAAGAACAAUUUGAAGCUAUAAACAAUUUUAACAGAACUACAGAAAAAAAUGAGAACGUUGAGAAAAAAGAAGAGAAGAAAAAACGAAGGAAAGGGGUGUGGAAGUUGGUUAAGCAACGACCUGUAGAUCGUUUAGAGGCAUCUGAGUCUCAAAAUUAUUUCUCAGUGUUGAAUUCUUUUCAUGAUAUUGAAAAAGUUGGUGAUCCUGCUUUAAAUAAUAAUGACCAAAAAUAUGAAAAAACAAUUAAUAGUUAUAUGGACUAUGUUAAUCCUUUCGCUCAACAGGAAGGAAAUGUUAGACAAUUUGAAAGUACCGUAGAUGAUAGAAUUGCUACAACUGAGCAGCCUGAUCCAAAAACCACGACACAAGAUAUUGAAAAAGAGGAACCAACGGAACCUGUAGAUUAUACACUCAGUACAACCUACUCCACCACGAAUUCUCAACCAAACUCUGGAGAAGGAGAUUUCCUUGAUUCAAUAUACGAAAUGUUUGGUAUGUCACGUGAUGCUCAAACACAAGGAGACUCUCUAAAUAUUACAUCUACUGAAGCUAGUACUGAACAGACAUUAACAACUUCUCCAAACCCAACUUUUCCUGAUGAAUUUACAGAUGAGCCAGUGCGUUCAACUACCGUAAAUGUCACAGAACCAAAUAGUGAAACUACUACUUUGCAGGACUUUUUGACCACCUUAAAAGUUGAAGAAGAGGAUCAGGACAACAAACUUUUACCUUUUCAGGUAAAACCGUGGAACAUGAAAGAAGUUAGAACAUCUACGUCAACAGAAGUUUCACACGAAACGGAGAUUUGCUACAAAGGAAGGUGUGUCCGAUCACAUAAUAAAAGAAGAAGACAUUAAUAUUUUCUGAAUCAAGAGUGAAAUGUGAGCAGAAUGUGAAAAAUUAAGAGAACUAACAAAAAAUCUAAAAUGUAUUACUGUACAGGAAAAUCGGAAAUUAGGUAAACAUGCCUUUCUACAGUCAAUUUGACAUUAUAUUGAAUGACAAGUAUUUAAAUCAAGAGAUCGACUCGGUUUGACAGCGAAGAUUAAAUAACAAACAAAUGUUUGUUCCCCUCAAAUGUAACUCCCUACUGCCCCGCAUCAACCCCUAGUUUUUUUUUAAAUAGCAAAUGUGGUCGAGUGGCACGUCAUUUGAAAGGUAAUUUUUUUCUCUACACGACACUUUUUUUUUAAUUUACAUAAUAACUUUGAAGGUAAUUUUGGAUUUAACUAAUUUAUUGAUUGAAUUUCAGUAAUAACAAGAAAAACAUAAAAUUUCAUUAAAUGAACUAAUUAAAUAUUGUUAGUGACCUCUAACACAAUAAUUCAAUCAAUCUGCAAAUCGAUAUCAACAUGCCACUGUGUUGCAAGAUAUUUUUUGUUUGUAAAAAUAUUACUUUUUCAUAUGAAUUUUUCUUCUUCUUCUUCUUCUUCGCGCGACUAGGAUUACUCCUGUUCUUAUUCUGUUUCAAUCGUUGUUGACUGCACAUUAUCUUUCCACCUUUUUAGCGGCCUUAUAAUGUGUUUUCUGCUAUACAUCUUGUUGUUUUUACAGAUGUUCGCUAAUCUAUCUGGUCCCAUUCGGUUUACGUGUUCGUUCCAGUUUUUUUUUUGUUUUUAUCCACCUGUUAAUAUUUUGAAUUUUGCAUUGUUCGCGUAUUCUUCUGUUGCUUUGUCUGUCUCUUAAUAAUAUGCCAGCUAUUGAUCUUAAUACUUUCAUUUCGAUAUUGUUGAUUUGUUGUUUCGUCUUUCUUGUAUCGGUCCUUGUCUCCGCUGCAUAUGUUAGGAUUGGUCUUACUGUUGUCUUGUAUACUUUCAUUUUGCUUUCCGUGGUUAGAUAUUUGUUUCUCCAUAUGGUUUCUCGGAGGCAACCACUUACUCUUGCCGCUUUUGAUGCUUGCCUUGUGGUCUCUGUUCUUAUAUCCCUGUCACUAGUGAUCUCUCCUCCUAGGUAAUUGAAUUUCAUUACUUGUUCUAUAAUUUUGCCAUAUAUUUCUAGUUUGCAUCUACGCGGCUCUUUACUGAUCACUAUAUAUUUCGUUUUUUCUACUGAUAUUCUCAUAUUAAGUUUGUUUGCUGUGAUAUUGAAGGUGUGGAGCUGCCUUUGUAGGUCAUCUUCGUUAUCAGCAAUUGUCUUACUUCGUGGAUUAUUUGAUUUAUCACCAUAUUGAAUAACAAUUUGCUGAGCGAGUCUCCUUGGCAGAUUUCGCCUUUUAGUUCUAUGCAUUCUGUUUCUCCUGUUGGCAUUAUAACUCUGGUCUUGUUGUUCUUGUUAUUAUCUGAUGGUCUAUUUGUUCAGCUUGUAAUAAAUUUAAGAUGUCAUUUCGGUUCACCCUGUCAAAAGCAUUUUUUAAAUCUACAAAGCAUUGUAUGCUGAUUUCCAUAUUCAAUAGACUUCUCUAUUAUUUGUCUGAUAACAAAAAUUGCGUCUAUUGUGCUGCGGUUCUUCCAGAAGCCUUGUUGUUCAUCUGACAUGUUCGCUUUUUCCUCGAUUUUCUAAGCUGAAGUGAAGGCUCUCCAUAUUCGCAGCACAUGCUCUUAAUAGGACUUGUGUAAAGUGUUCCAAAUGCUAUCCCAAUUGCGGAAUUAUUAACUGGAUCGAGAAUUUUUAGUAUUGAAGUUUUUGCCGAGUUGUACGCAACUGUCCCAUAAUCAAGUUUGGAGCUUACCUUUGUUUUGAGAUUUGUCAACGACUGAUUAUUCAGGAUAUUAUUAUAAAGGCUUACAAAAAUGGGAUAUUAUAGUCAAGAAAGAGUAGAAUUAUAGUCGUUAUUGGAGUAACAGUAGUCCUCAUUUAUUGAUGGAGACAGAUACACAAACACCUCAGAAAUUAAAUGUAUGGGUUGGCAAUUUAGAGAAUCACGUUACUGGACCAUUAUUUCUUGAAGAAAAUCUCAGCGGAACAACUUAUUUAAAUUUGUUAAAAGACGUUAUUGAUCCGAUCAUCACUGACACAGUGGAAUCUGAUAAUAAUCUUUUAGAGGAUUAACUGACUUUCCAACAAGACAGGGUUACCCCACAAUAUGAUAUACGCGUAAGACAAUUUUUGAAUCAACAUUUUCCAGGGUUAUAUUGGCAGAAAGAGUCCAAUAGUGGCCGGACAGAUCACCGAAUCUUUCACUUUUGGAUUUCUUUUGUGGGGAUACCUAAAAUCCAAGAUAUACGCCACUCCGUCUGCAAAUCUUCCAGAGUUGGGACAAAGAAUUCUGACAGAAUGCCGAUUAUUGACACCGAAGAUAUUUGCAAAUGUACAAAGCGGCUUUGACAAUAUACUGUGUUAUUGUAUGAAAGUCACAUGAGGACAUUUCGAAAAUUUAAUUGGUUAAUUUGGUGAAAUUUUAUGUUAAAUCCAACAUAUCUUCAAAGUUAUUCUAAUGAUUAAAAAAAAUAGAGUGCCCUGUAGAACAGAAAAAUACCUUUUAAAUGAUCCAUUCGAUCACACUUGCUAUAUAAAAUAAACUGGGGGUUAAUUCGAGGCAGUAGGGGAUUACAUUUGGGGGCAUGUAUUUUGAAUGAAAAUUCGUCCCCGUUCCGAUACAAAUUGACGUAUUUUUUUUUUUAUUUUGGAGCAUAUCUGAGUUUCUGGGAGGGGGAUUCAAAUUUUCGUUGGAACACACUGUAUAUGCAUAAAGAUUUCAGUCUAUCCGCUAUUGACAGAACUACUUUAGCUGUCAUUUAGUUGUUACGCUUUUAUUUGCUUCCCUUUAUAGUUAAUAUAAAUUUUAGAUUUCAGCAGUAUUCCUAGCUACAAGCAUUAAUACUGACAAAUUCAAAAGUAAACGCUGCAUGAAUUACUUGUAAAGUACAAAAAAAAACUAAAAACAUAAACAUAUAUUUCUAAAUUUAUGCUACUUUGUUUUUGGCUUAUUUUUUAUAAAACUAUUAUAUGCUUUGAAUGCCAAGAAAGCCUUUUAGAAGAACUCAUAAAAUAGCAUUGAAAAUCAAUUUCACUUUGUCCCUAGAAAAAAGCUUUUACUAUCUUAAAAUAUGGAUAAGAUGGUAAAAUCAGCUCUUGGCUGGAUUUUUAUUUGGUGUAGAGUACUUGACAGUAAAUAUUUGGAAACCCCUGUAGCCAAAUUUUUAGCUCCUUAGUUGGCCCCUGGGGUACCCUAUAGCAAAAACUGUGUGUUUUUUUUAAAUUUUCCUCAGCGAUCCUUUACUUUAAAAAUCUGAAAAAAAUGACAAACAUAUAUUAUGUUUUAUUGUCCAAAAACACAUACAUUUUAAUUUUUCAAAUAAAGGUCAGGUUGUUUUAAUUAUUUUCAUGUGUUUUUUUUUCGGUCUUUUAAAUGGCGGGUUAGAUUUCGCUCAUUAUAUUUUUGCUGCUGAAAAUCCUCAAAAUUAGACAAAAAACCAUUUUUUAAUAUUUUUUCUCAUGUUUCAACCACAUAACCUCAUUUGAACUUGACAAAUAUCGAUUUUUGUUUCUCUCACCCCUUUAUUCAAAUGAUGAUUAUCAUUUAAAUAUGUUCAUGAAAUAUUGGUCAUAGCACCCACGUUCAAAUCGUGGACUUACUCGGGUGAGAUCAUCAGAGUAGUCUGUGAUGACGAUGGGCGCUUGCAUGGCUGGAAAAGGCUACAGCUGAUCUCAAACCGUGUGAGGAAGCAUCACUGGCUGUUGUCAGUCAAGAUAAACUCCCAAAACUUACCAAAGCCUCUUUAUGGAUCCCGGAGGAUGCUACUAGCACCUCUGAUGACCCAGAAAAAGUACUUCGGAGGUUAACGGCGCAAAAUCCAGACAUUUGCGAUAUGGUGCACCUUUCACCAUGAGGUAAAAAAGGAUCCUAAAGAACACCUGUUUGUCUUCGGAAUCGGAGACGAUAACAUGGCUGUCCUUAGGAAAAGGGCAAUGAGGUUGAGCUAUACGUUCACCUCAUUGACUCUAAAAGCAAGCAGCAACAAAAUGAAGGAGACCUCCUCGGAACCAGGAACCAACAACCAAGAAGUUAGAAAUUUUUAAAUUUUUGGAAAAUAAGUAGGUUUAUGUUAUUAUUUAUGUUUCAACCACAAAAUUGUUUUGUUUUUUGUAUUGAAUUGUGUAAAAUUUUAAACACAACUUUAGUGCAAUAUAAGUUUAUAUAACAGAAAUUUGCGGAUAUCGUUAAAAAAACAUUAUCUUUGAGGGCAACUAACUUUUUUUCCAAUUAUUUUUCACUUUUUAUUAAUUAAUAUAAAUUGUUAUUUGACACAUGUAAAAUUAGAUACUCAAACAAAAUUCCACGUAAAUCCAUUCAAAUAUAAAAAAGUUAUUAAUUACUGAAGUUUCGUAAAAUUUUCAAUUGCGUUUUUCUCGAAACUACAUUUUUUUUUCAUAUCCUACUGUCGCGUUGCUUUGAGACGACAUGUGUUAUCUUUUGCACGUUGCAGUGGAAUUUUAUAAUUUUAUUGUACUUUCCAAGUAAUCGUAUGAUACAUGCUCAAUAUUUUGAUGACAACGCUUUUCCUUUUAGGAUUUAAAACGAAGUUUAUGCUGUAAAUAUGAAUGAAUGUUAUUGUGAUAUUAUUAGACAUGAG
Molecule: messenger RNA, 10345 nt
Organism: Diabrotica balteata
Lineage: Eukaryota; Metazoa; Arthropoda; Insecta; Coleoptera; Chrysomelidae
Source: the annotation of a GenBank genome assembly